AUGAAUAAGACACCAGUUGAUAGAAUAGUAGCAUUUCUGGACCUGUUAUUGAUGCAGGAAGGUGGUGAGUGGUGGACAAAGUUCACCUAUCAUCGAGGUAAGCAGAGUGAAGGUCAGAAGGUCAACGCAUUGACUGAAGACGAUAAGAAACAGCUAAUGAUGUUGAAGAAAAGACUGGCUGCAGUGGGAAACGAGCUAUUGGUGAAGCUGCCGGAGCUAACGAGCAGCAAAGAGACGCCACGUUCGGCCAACGUGCGAGUGCUGCAGCUGCAGCUCGUGUUCCGUAUGCUGUGCUUUGGAACGUUAACAAGUAAGAAGAAAGAGGAGAAAAAGCAGUUGAAGAAAGAAAUUCGUCGACUGCUGGAUCGUGUGGCGCUGUUACUGGAUGCAGCCAAUCCGCCGUCGCUGGCGGAUGAAGAUGUGGACGAACGGUCGCCGUUCCAAGAAUUCCUGCAGCAGAAAUUAAGUGUGAGACUGGGGAUGCUGCUGCCAGGACUAAUGCAGUAUUUGCUGAGAGUUUAUGAGCUGGAAGAAGAAGAUAGCAAGGCUGAGCAGGGGUCUAUAACAUCUAUGUUGCCUACGCCCGUAGUGAAGCUAUUGCAGCCUCUGCAGCCUCUUCCGGAGUUGUCAACCUCGGCUGGUAUCGGUGACAGGAGCAUUUUGUCUGCAUUACGCCAGGAACGGCCGGCUAAACGCGCUCGUCCUGAUGCAAGUGCGAUGUUUAAAGAAGUCGAACUGCCUCAGCAGAAGCAACUUCUGUCGCAUUCUCGAAAGUCAAGACGGGUAUCUAAAAGCCACAGCAGCAGCGCAAAUAAAUGCAGUAACACUAACAUGAGCAGCAGCUGUAUAAGCAGUCGAGACACACGGCUUGACGUACCAGCGGGUGCGAAAUCAAUCAAGGCUCUAGGUGCGACGAGAGCUCUAUCCACUAGGUUAUCUAAUGGGACUGAUUUGCUGCGUCGCGCUGCUGCAACGACACCUACAGCACCUCGUCUUCACGGAAUAAUGUCUGAGCGUUCCCACUUUGCUGGACGCCAAACUACAAUUUCCACGUCACCAAGCACUGCCACACAAGUCGGACGAUCAGCUCCAGCGAGAAUUCCGUCACCAUCGAUCCCUGGACCGCAGCCUGCAAUGCGCCGAAAGGCAAGCACUUCAUCAGUAGUCAUGCGUACUCCAGAUAGACCGAAGCGAUUGGGUGCACGGAACACCAGGAGGGUUUUAGUAGAAGCAUCUCCUCCACUCCGCAGACCCAACGGCGCUGGAGCUUCAGUGCCGCGUCUUCUUCGGCCCAAGUUAUCACGACUAGGUGCGAACCCUCCUCCUCUUUUCCGAUGA
Messenger RNA from Peronospora farinosa, 1338 nucleotides. The record is from the annotation of a GenBank genome assembly. NCBI's taxonomy places the organism in Eukaryota, Oomycota, Peronosporomycetes, Peronosporales, Peronosporaceae.